Molecule: messenger RNA, 4811 nt
Organism: Mytilus trossulus (common blue mussel)
Lineage: Eukaryota; Metazoa; Mollusca; Bivalvia; Mytilida; Mytilidae
Product: adhesion G-protein coupled receptor G6-like
Exons: 22
Coding region: 62-3004 (980 amino acids)
Biological process (GO): cell surface receptor signaling pathway; adenylate cyclase-activating G protein-coupled receptor signaling pathway
Cellular component (GO): plasma membrane
Molecular function (GO): G protein-coupled receptor activity
Source: RefSeq, a predicted model, not a curated record
AUCGAAUAAUAAAAUAUCGAGUUUUGAUAGAGAUAGUAUCCUGUACCUUCCUAAACUUGGAAUGUUGGCCAUUAACGCUAACCCAUUAAACUGUGAUUGUGAGAUGAGGGCAUUUAGACAAUCGAUUACCGCUAGACAGGGCGAUUUAUUGGUUAUAACAGCUCAAUGUGAAGGAACUAACAUUCGAAUGACAGAUAUGACUGAUUCGCAGUUUGGAUCGUGUUCAGAUGAUUUGUUUAAGACGGUAACAUGCAUGAACUGUAAAAAUGUUCGCAGUACAGAAGAAUGUGUAAAGCAGAAUUUCACUACAACUUGCUCAACCAAAACAACAAAUCGGCCUACAUGUUUUGAAGAAUUGGUGUAUGUAUCUUCUGGAUUAAUGAUUAAUAAAGGAUGCACAUCAUACAGUCAGUGUCUGGGAAGUGAACGUAACAAUGCCGAUCAGUGCUAUGGACAAUCAACUGCUCGGUGUAAAUUCUGCUGCGUAGGAGAGCGUUGUAAUAAACCAGCUUUGAAGGGUAGAUUACACACCUCGGCUUAUAUGGUCAAAAUAGUUGUGAAUGCAGACAUACCAGAUAGUUUAUCUAAUCCUGGAUUAAUAUUCUACACAACAUUUAUCACUGCUGUACAGUCUCAGAUUGACAAUGCACUGAACAACAGAGCUAAUUCAUUUGGCAGUUUUGUUUCAACAGUUACAGUGAUCGAGUCUCCAAAAAGGACAGUUAAUGUGCGAGUAGUGAUAACCACAAUAGAAGAGGUUGACAGUGACAAUCGAUCUUCCUUCAUCAAAAAUCAAAUCCCACAAUUGUCACACUUGUACUCGCCAGCCUACCCAAUACUCAGUAUAGAUAUUAAUCUCCUUGAUGGCAAGUGUCCAGCAGAAACUACAAGUGAUACUAAAGGCCAGUUCCAAUGGAAACCUGUUUUCCCAGCAGAAAUUUCAACGGUACCCUGUUCUGGUAAUUCAGGAGCUUCAGCAACACGACUUUGUUCCACGAACCAAUCAGGACAACCAGUAUGGAAUGCACCAGAUACAUCAUCUUGUCAGUUUAUAAAUCAAGUCACACAGUCUCUUACUGAACUCGCCAACAAAAACGUUGAUAGUAGUAAUGCUAACAGCAUUCAGUCAGACCUUCUUUCAUUAUCCAGAGAAUCGUCUUCUUUUACCGAUGUUGAUGUAUCUCUUUCCGUGGAGGUAAUUGAAGAUCUGCUAAUAGAAGGUUCGCUAUAUACAAACACUCAGAAAGGUCAGGACAUGAUGGAAACAAUGAGUAAUAUACUUAACUCACCGGAAAAUGUAUUAACAGAGUCAGAAACUACGUAUAAGUCAUCAGAAAGAUUUGUUAAGACUGUAGAAAGUUUGGCUAAUAGAAUCGUGCCUUCAUCAGGAGAAUUUACAGCAGUAAAAGACAACUUGGCGUUAGCAGUGCGACAAAAUGACCCUAAUAACUUUUCAGGACUAACUAUGGCAGUCAGUGUGUCGCAAACGCGAGGAAUUAGUAAAAAUGGAAUUACAAUAAAAGAUGGGGUUGAUCUAUCAGACCUGCAGACAGGAGUUAUUAUACCGUCAACAUUUUUCCAAACUGUUGGUGGUAAUUCGCCAAGACUUGCAUUUGCAGUAUAUGGUAACAACAAAGUCUUCAAAAAUGCUGUCACAAAGAAUCUGAAGGCACCUCUAGUGACGCCUAUAAAUGUCCAGAGUGUAAACGUGGUAAAUGCUCCUGUAAUAUCAACAUCAGUACAGAACACAAAUGUACAAGGACUGAAGCAACCUGUGGUCUUUAGAUUUAAACAUUUCGAUGAUAGUUCUGAUCGACCACAGUGUGUUUUUGUUGAACCAACUGUAUCUUCCAGUAUAGAAUGGUCGAGCCAAGGAUGUAUAGUAAAAGAACAUGUAAAAGGAAGUCAUACAGACUGCGAAUGUGAUCAUCUCACCAGCUUUGCCUUACUUAUGGACAUCUACCAAACUGGUGGCAAUUUGUCUGAAGCAAAUAAACUAGCCUUGACCUAUAUUUCCUACAUAGGAUGUGGUGUGUCUCUUUUGGGUCUGUUAUUAACACUGCUUACUUAUUUUAUGUUUAGAAAAUUAAGAGUAAAUAACCCUUCCAAGAUAUUAAUAAAUCUGUGUAUGGCUUUAGCUGUAACGAAUGUAAUAUUCCUUGUUGGCAUGCAGGAAUACACCUUAGAUAAUGAUAUCGGCUGUAAGAUAGUUGCUGUAGCUCUACAUUAUGUCCUGCUAUCAGCUAUGUGUUGGAUGUUGAUUGAAGCUUUUUACAUGUACCUUGCGCUGAUUAAAGUUUUCAAUACAUAUUUUUCACAUUUUCUGUUAAAAUGUUGUCUUUUUGGAUGGGGUAUGCCGUUAAUCAUUGUAGCAGCUACGCUGGGUAUUAAUUCUACAAACAAUUAUGGACAACAAGCAGGUGGAAUAUGCUGGUUGUCUCCAGUACCAUUCUAUGUGGCAUUUUUGGCACCAGUUGGGAUCAUUCUCAUUCUUAACUGUAUUUGUUUUGUAUUAGUGUUCAGAGUUCUAUUGAAUGGUUCAUCGAAGAAAAUAACUAAAUCUGACAAUAAAAGCAGCAUAUCACAGAGACUUAAAGGUGCAAUUGCUUUAAUCGUUCUUCUGGGCUUAACAUGGGCAUUUGCAAUAUUUUCCAUUGAUGGUGGAGGAAUAGUGUUUCAAUAUCUGUUCACGAUAUUCAAUUCUCUUCAAGGACUAUUUAUUUUUAUAUUCUAUUGCCUGUUGAAAACGGAAGCUCAGCAAGCGUGGAAGAGAAAGUUUGGACGUGCUCCACCAAAAUACAGUGGACCUACAAUGAGUAAAGAGAGAACUAUUGAUACGAGAUCAAGAGAUGCAACUUCCAAUACUUACACCUCAGAGGUCAGUGAGAGUAAGAAAGAGUUUACUGAUAUAUCGAAGGAAAUUGAUGCUUCUUAUCCUGAAACGAGACUGAAGUCAAAGGGAAAUACCAAACGUUAUCCUUCAUAUUCAGAAUCCAACACGUGAUCUCUAUAAAUGCUUAUGAGUGAUGGUUAUAAAACUAUUGAUUAUAUCAUAUGUAAAAUUUCAGCUAUGUCAUUCUUCUAUCAAACUUUAGAAAUCAUAUAUGUAAUUAUUCAUCUCGAUUACUAUCUCAUUUAGAUAUCUACUGCGCUAAUGUAUUUGAAAAAGUGGAUGAUAAUAUGACUUUUCACAAAUUCCAUGAUUCCGUUUUAAUUUUGAAGAGGAAGUAAUCCAUGAAAACUUUUGAGAUGACGAAAGACAUUAACAAAAUAUAUAAAUAAUAUAAUAUUACACAUCAAUACUUCCCUUAAUCAUAUUAAUUGAAAGAAGAUAUUUUGUUUUAUCCCUAACCUUGCUGACUUUUAUGUUCUCUUUUUCUGCUCGUGUAAAAUAAAUCUUUCUGGUCGAGUGUCUUAUAACCAAAAACAAUCAUUGUAUAAAAAAACUCGAAUAUGGGUCAAAAGGAAGAUAGAUUUAAAUCUACACAACAAAUCGUCGCUCUUUAUUUGACCUUUUACGAAAUGUUUUGUUUCGGGAGUCACUGGUGUAUCCUUUACAGACGAAAAGCGCAAAGGCUGUACUUAACGUUUGAUAAGAGGUUGUUCAUUUAAAGACGUAACCAUCGUAUAAUUUUCGUUUACGUUUACGUAUACGCAUCUGCAGAUAUACAAAUGUGAUCUCUAAUGCAAGUAUUGGUUGUUAUUUCGGUUCUUGUUUAAAAUUUUGUUUUUAAGCCCCACCUACGAUAGUAGAGGGGCAUUAUGUUUUCUGGUCUGUCCGUCAAUCAGUUCGUUCGUCCGUUUAUGCGUCAGUUCGUCCGUUCGUCUCCCUUCAUGUUAAAGUUUUUGGUCAAGGUAGUUUUUGAUGAAGCUGAAGUCCAACCAACUUGAAACUUAGUACACAUGUUACUUAUGAUUCGCUAUUUCAAAUUAUAGAGCCAAAUUAUACUUUUGGUCCCCAUUUCACGGUCCACUGAACAUAGAAAUGAAAUUGUGAGUUUCAGGUUAAAGUUUUUGGUCACGGUAGUUUUUGAUGAAGUUGAAGUCCAAUCAACUUGAAACUUAGUACACAUGUUCCUUAUGGUAUGAUCUUUCUACUUUUAAUGCAAAAUUAAAUUUGUUACCCAAUUUAACGGUCCAUUAAACAUGGGAAAUAAUAAUAGUGCGAGUCGGGCAUCCGUGUACUUUGGAAACAUUUUUGUUAUGUUAUAUUUACAAAAUGUGCUUUGAUAGGCUUUUUAGUUUCCAACAACAAGUCCAAAAGAAACCAAAUACUCACUGUUCAGAAUAUUUUUCUGUGUUUUCUUAUAUGUUCACUUUUUUUUCUUACUGAGUUUUAUAACAAUUAAGUAUUAUCCCAUCUACGCAUUUUUUACAUUAGUUUUUUCUUUGGGAACACUAUCUAUAGAUGUUACUUGUUGAUUCCAUUGUGUAUGCUUAAAAAUACAUAAAUUUGAAUAUGUGUCGAAUCAUCAAGAUGACGUUUGCUGUAGUGAUUUUACAGACAUUCUAAGAUUCAUUUGUGCAUUUAAAGACUUUGUAUCACAGCCAGGAAUUUCAUUACCUGUUGCUUUGGUUGUAUCGAACACAUACUAUAAAUUUGUUUCUAAUGUUGUAUACUAGAAUUGUAUUGAUUUCGUGGCGGCAUUACAAGCAUUUAUUCUAUAAAUAAUACAUCUAUUUAUUUGUAUAUAGAACUUAAUAUUUGAAGACUCUGUAUUUGAAUAUCAAUAUAAUUCAAGUUAUAUACGCUAUAUAAGUCUGACACAUCUCCACAUUGUUAUAAGGAAGGAAUUUAUUAAUAUGGAAAC